UCUGUACAACCAAUAUGAGCUUUAAGAGCUUGAGGCAUUAUGACUUAAGUGAAAUUUUUCACUAAGUCAAGCCAUACAUGCAUUUGACAUCGCUCAGACAACUAUCGCAAUGUUUCAGUUCCCAACGCGCACCUUUUUCAAUUUCAACAUAAUUAUUACUCUCUCGUUAAUUUCACUAUCUCAGUCAAUUCCUGUGAAACGAGAAACCGCAGAUUCAGAAUCAGGGAGAUCACCCCAAAAAAACGGGGAUUUAUUCAGAGAAUAUUUUGUAGGAACGGUUCAUUUAGCUUCCCUAGUGAACGAGUUGACGAGCUCUCUAGAUGAAUCGGUGGAUCCAUGCACAGAUUUCUACACAUAUACGUGUGGCCAUUGGUUAGAGCAUCAUCCCGUCAAACCCGGAUACUUAACAUGGUCAAAUAUGAACGAGAUUUCGAGUGGCCUAAGGCCCAAAAUGGAAUCACUGAUCACUGCAAACGAUUCAGACACUGACAGCGAAGCGAUUCGUAAAGCGCGAAAGGUUUAUGCAGCUUGUAUGGACACAGAACAAAGUGAAGAAGUUGGUAUAGAGCCAAUCAUGUCAAUCCUCAAUGAGAACGGAGGAUGGCCGUUAAUAAUGAAGAUUGAGGAUUGGCGAGCAAAGAAUAUUUCUUGGCAAGAAAUAUUUCCCAAGUUCAUGAAAACUUUUGGAUCGGGCGCAUUAUUCCACAUAAAUGUUGAAUCCGACCCUAAGACGUCGUCCAUCUCCAGACUGGCGAUUAAUGAGGCAAAACUCGUGGUAAAAGAAAGCGAAUUAGACGGCGAACCCACUGAUCAGGCAAAACGUGCCUACAAUCGUUACAAAUCCCAGGUGAUAAAUCUAUUCCGAAAAGAAUUAGGGACACCGCCUGAAGACUUAUCUACUUCAAGCCAAUGGGACGACCUCGAUCAAUUCGAGAAAAUACUGGCCUCGAUAACCGAAGGCGAUCACGACCUGAAAGAGAUCGACGAGUGGUACACCCUGAUGACAAUUGAUGAGUUCCAAGCUUUCUAUGACAGUGCAGGCAUGAACGCCCCUAAUGCCAAGAUUAACUGGCUGGAGAUGAUCAGAGAAGUGCUAUCCCUGACUCCGGAAAUUACAGUUGAUGGAUCGGAACAGAUACUGGUACCGUCAAAAGGAUACUUCACAAAGCUUGCUCAACUUCUGAAUCAAACUACACCGGAAAUUGUCGUGAAUUAUAUCAUGUGGACGAUAAUUCCGGAUUUAUCUCUGUAUGCGAAUAAUGCGCUGAAGAAUCCCCUGAUAGGGUUUUAUCAACAGCGUCCUGGAGUAGACCCGAUCGGGGAUAGACAAGAUGGAUGUGUAGUUUCCUCUCAAUUAGCACGUGCAAUUGGUUACGAGUUCAUACAAAAAUGGUCUUCACAGGAGACAAAGGAAGCGGUAUCUGAACUAGUGGAAAAUAUGAAAAAAGGAUUAGAGCAGCAUAUUCAAGAGUCUUCUUGGCUCGAUAGUGAUACGAAAAAUCUAGCUGCUGGUAAAAUUCAUGUAAUGGGAAAAUCCAUCAGCUACCCAGAUUAUUUCAAUGCUGAUUAUAUAAACAAUUAUUAUGCAGAGUUUAACCCAUCGGGAAGCUUUUUCGAGAAUGAGCUGGGAAAGCGGGCUCUUGAACUAAAAUCUAACUUAAGACAGUUGCAUAAACCGACGGAUAAAUCACUAUGGCCUUCUGAACCCACCGAACUAAACGCGUUUUAUAUGCAAAUAGCAAACGCCGUAGUGGUUCCAGCUGGAAUCCUUCAGCCUCCCCUUUUUGAGUUGAACAGACCAAAGAUAUUGAAUUAUGCAGCGAUCGGGCCAUUGAUUGGACAUGAAGUUUCGCACGCGUUGGAUAGCCAAGGUCGUUUGUACAACAAAGAUGGGGAUGUAGUGACUUGGUGGCCGCAGAGUGCCAUUGACAGAUACGAAAAGAACACCGAGUGUUUUGUAAAUCAGUACGGCAGCUAUAAAAUAUACGAAAAAGACGAUGAAAUAAUCUAUCUAAAUGGGAAUCUAACGUUAGAAGAAAAUAUAUCAGAUUCCACAGGACUAAAACUUACGUGGGAUGCAUACAAGAUCUUCCGUGAAAAGGAGGGGACCACCCCAAAAAUUCCUGGAUUGGAGAAAUUCACUGAUGAUCAAAUAUUUUUCAUAACUUAUGCAAAUGCGUGGUGCUCAUCGGAGGACCAAGAUUAUCUAAAGCAAUACGGUAACAUCGAUGAACACAGCCCAGCUAAACCGAGAAUCAACGGUGCUGUGUCAAAUAACGCCGGUUUUCAGGCAGCAUUCAAUUGCCCAGGAAGUUCAGCACUGAAUCCACCGAACAAGUGCAGCAUUUGGCAGUGAAUGAACUUCCUUAAUUAUAGAUAAUGCUAAACUUCUUUAAAUUGCAAAACUUGUAGUCGAAGUGUUACAUAUACUCAAAUCUUCUUAUUGAAGAUUUUAACAAUAAAAACUCACAGAUGGUUGCCAAUGACCAAAAA
This is a messenger RNA of Diachasmimorpha longicaudata, 2493 nucleotides long. Its product is annotated as neprilysin-1-like. Gene Ontology annotation, cellular component: plasma membrane. Gene Ontology annotation, molecular function: metalloendopeptidase activity. The coding region runs from base 110 to 2356 and encodes 748 amino acids. The record is from RefSeq and is a predicted model, not a curated record. The transcript is spliced from 16 exons. Gene Ontology annotation, biological process: protein processing. Lineage: Eukaryota; Metazoa; Arthropoda; Insecta; Hymenoptera; Braconidae.